Molecule: messenger RNA, 372 nt
Organism: Mesorhabditis belari
Lineage: Eukaryota; Metazoa; Nematoda; Chromadorea; Rhabditida; Rhabditidae
Source: the annotation of a GenBank genome assembly
AUGCGUUUCUACUCGAUCCUUUUCGCGAUGCUAUGUGUGGUUGUGACCCAAGUUUGGGGAAGACCCUAUGUAAACGCACACAAGAGAGAUUUGCCAAUGAUGAUCCACAAGAGAGAAUUUGAUCUGCCGAUGAUGAUCCACAAGAGAGAAGCUGAUCUGCCAAUGAUGAUCCACAAGAGAGAAUUUGAUCUGCCCAUGAUGAUCCACAAGAGAGAAGCUGAUCUGCCAAUGAUGAUCCACAAGAGAGAAUUUGAUCUGCCAAUGAUGAUCCACAAGAGAGAAGCUGAUCUGCCCAUGAUGAUCCACAAGAGAGAAUUUGAUCUGCCAAUGAUGAUCCACAAGAGAGAAUUUGAUCUGCCAAUGAUGAUUCAU